AGUCUGCUCACAUAUUCCACUUGGCCGGCAUCUCCCGUCGACCACAGACACAGCGCUGAUUGACCGCGGAGGGAGCUCGUCCUCAGAGCGCAUGAUCGUGUGAGUAGAGGGGCUUCACUGUAGAGACUGUCAGAGUCAAAACCACUUCAACCACGCCUGUAAGAGUAAAGAAGGCUCCACAGACGAGACUGGCUCUGUAGGAUUUCGCCCAACUAGUCUCGCUUGAGUUUUUUCCAAAAAGGGAAAGUGCUUUUAUUUUAAAUUUUCUUUUUUUUCCAAGCAGAGGGACUCUGGAGUCGAGCGGCCGCCCGCCCGUUCUGUGCGUAAAAUAAAAGUUUGACGCACCACGGAGGUUCUUCGCGGUGUCUCAUACCCACUGUGCGCUCCGGGGGUCGUGGAGCUCACAGCGGACGCCCCACCGGAGCAGGAUUUAUAAAAAAAAACUUUUCAACACAUCUCGUGGAGAGGUUGUGAGGCGGACCGGAACAACGGAGAGCGGAGGAAUCCUCUUCGCGGAGCCGGGAGGAGAGCACGCAGCGCCGGGGGCUCUGACCCAAAGGACGGAACACCUCGGAGACAAGGUUAUGACGGAACUGAGCUGAACAUGGAGCUUUACUGGAUUUUGUUAUUUUCUAGUGUCUGUCCUCUUGCCUGGGGCCAAGGAGUUUACGCUCCAGCCAAUGCCCAGAUCGUGCACUCAGGCGCAGCAUGUAACGUCAAGGAUGAUAACAUCAGCGAGAGAAUCUACACCAUCAAAGAAGGAGACACACUAGUGCUUCAGUGCAUAGUCAAAGGACACCCACGGCCACAGGUUCGGUGGACGAAGACGGCUGGCAGUGCAUCAGAAAAAUUCCAAGAAACAUCCAUCUACAACGAGACGCUGCGUAUCAAGGGCAUCCUGAGGGUGCAGGGGGGUCGCUACUACUGCAAGGCCGACAACGGGGUGGGGGUGGCUGCCAUCAAGUCCAUCCGCGUAGAUGUGCAAUACCUCGACACACCAGUUCUGACGGUGCACCAGACCAUCAGCGAUGUGCGCGGCAACUACUACCUAGAGAAGACGGUGUUCCUGCGCUGCACCGUCAACUCCAACCCUCCCGCAAGAUUCAUCUGGAAACGUGGGAACAUGCUCAUCGAACAGAGCAAGGACAACGGAGUGGACAUCUACGAGCCACUUUACACGCAGGGUGAGACCAAGGUGCUGAAGCUGAAAAACCUCAGACCCAAGGACUUUGCCGAUUACAUCUGCCAGGUGUCCGUCCGCAAUGUGUGUAACAUCGAGGAUAAGUCCGUCACUUUCAGGCUCACAAAUGCUACAACUCCCCCGAUGAUCCGUCUAUCAGUGAACGACACGGUGGUGGUGGAUCCCGGGCAGGAUGUGCUGUUAACCUGUGAGGUGACUGCAGGUUUCCCCUUCCCCACUGUGAUUUGGUCACGCAACCCAGGCCCACUUCCCCUCAGCGCACAAGUUCGAGGGGCUACGCUGAUUUUGCGGGCGGUCACACCGGCUGACGCAGGCUUUUACAACUGCUCGGCGGUCAACAAUGUGGGCAACCCUGCGAGAAAGAACGCCAAUCUCGUUGUCAGGACGAUGAGCAACCUGACCUUUCAAAUUACGCCAGACUCCAACAAGGACAGUGAGACCAUCCAAAUGGGUCGGGACCUCAAGCUGUCGUGCCAUGUCGAUGCCAUUCCACAGGACAAGGUCAACUACACCUGGUACAAGAAUGGCGCACCCGUCUUCAACUCGGUGAGCCUGAUCUUGCUGCGCAGUGACCCUGAAAUGGCACCCGGCACCAGCAGUUUGGAGAUAGUGGACAUGAAGUUCAGAGACUUGGCCACCUACAGCUGUGUGGCAAAUUUCCCAGGCAGCACGGUCCCGGAGCUCCGGGUGGAUGUCAACAUCUCCCAGAACAGUGUCUCUCCUCCGGUGCUGUCAGUUCCAUCGGGGGGUCAGGUGGUCAAUGUGCGAGAGGGGGGUAUCGCUGAGCUGGUGUGCUUGAUAGUGGAUGGCAAACCACGUCCACCUAUACUAUGGUCACGGACAGAAAAGGACCUGCUAAUGCCAUCAGGGAGGCCUGUGGAGGAGACGGCUGACGGCCGUUUGAGGCUUAAGAACGUGAGCAGGGACAUGAUGGGGGCGUACCGGUGCCAGACCGCUCCAUACAACGGGCUUAACAUCAAACGCAGAGAGGCACAGGUGCAGCUCAAUGUGCAGUAUCCUCCCAUAUUGGACCCAGUCUUCCAGGAUGUGCGUUCAAGAUAUCAGAUGGUGACUCUGAGGUGUACGGUCCUGCGGUCCAAUCCCCCGCGUCUGACAGACAUCCGCUGGUACCGCAAUGGGGAUUUCAUCCGCAUGCCCAUGCCAGACCUGAAGGAGACGCCAGAGUUCAAAUUCAAGCUGGAACCAAACAACAAUGGCUCAUAUGAGUGCCGAGUCACCAAUCCUGCAGGAACAUCAACUUGCACAUUUAAUGUCACUGCACAACCCUACAAUGCGGAAUUUUACUUUGACACACCCAACCCAGUCCGGAUUUUGAAAGGAAACAACUAUUCCUACAAUCUGCAGUGGACUCAGAGAGACCCUGAGGCCGCAGACCGUAUCAUAGGCUAUUGGAUUAAUGUCCGGAAGAACAAGCAGAGCCUGCAGUCAAAGCAUAUCAACCUCAAGGGUAGGGAGCCCGAGAAGGGCGUGCUGUUGUCCCACACCAUAUCAGACCUGAGAAUCCCUCUGUCCUACGAGGUCCGACUGGCCCCGAUCACCACCUACAGCACUGGGGACUACAUCAGUCGAAUCAUCCAGUAUUCAGAACCCUACACCUACCCAAGACCUUCAGACCAUGUGUGCGGUUUUGAGGAUGAGCGAAUCUGUGGUUUCUCUCAAGACCGGAGUGACGACUUUGACUGGACAAGACAGAAUCACCAAACACAGAAUCCCAAGCGGUCUUCCAACACCGGCCCGGACACUGACCGCAGUGGAACCAAGGAGGGGUACUACAUGUACAUCGAAGCCUCUCAGCCCCGUGUUCAGGGAGACAAAGCUCGUCUGCUGUCUCCGCUUUUUAAUGUGACCUCAGUUAGGGGCCCCAAGGGCUCCGGCAGAGUACCAUACUGUGUCUCCUUUUACAACCACAUGAAGGGCAAACACAUUGGCACUCUGAAUGUGCUUCUGAGAGUGAGAAGCAUUGCUUCGGUGGACUCGGUGAUUUGGACGAAGUCUGGUCAUCAAGGCCCGGACUGGAAGAAGGCGUGCUUUGACAUCAGCCCUAGUGGGCCCUUCCAGAUUAUAUUUGAAGGAAUCCGAGGCCCGAAUUUCGAGGGGGACAUUGCCAUUGAUGAUGUGUCCAUCACCAUUGGAAAGUGCAAACAGGAGAACACUGUAGCCAGCGCAGGUAAGACAGUUCUGAUCGGUGGAUCACACUCACUCCCAUUGGCCAGCUGGCUGACCUUUGGCCUCUCCUGCUUCCUGUCGCUACUCUACAGAUGAUGAGCACUUCUCACAGCAGCGCUCCAACUGUCUGCACUGCCAGACACUGCCCUGACUCGGGCUCUUUUACUUCUCUCUCUACUCGCCCCAUUUCCUUUCCCUCCACUUACUCGUCCCCUUACCUGUCUGUCCUCCUUGCUCGUUGUCUUUCUGACUUUCAUGCAUCCAUUUCAUCGUACUUGCUUUGGUAAAUGUUAACACAAAGUCUUUGUCUAGUUUCUCCUCCUCUGCUUUCUUUGAACACCCCCCCAGAGUCAGUACAACCCACUGACUGUAUUUAAGGUGAACAUACUUAAUGAUGUUCACAUUCUCCCCUUUGUCACUCCGUUAGAUUCAUGAUAGCCAUGUCAGUGUGUCACUUUGUCCCCUCUUCACUCUCCUUCAUCAACCCUCUUCGCCCAUACACGCACCCUCUCAUGUAUCUCCACUCCCUCAAACCGAAAUCCUCGACGGCCCGAUUCCCGAGACACACCAAAGUGUCGGACACGCUACCAAAGAUGACAAAGGACCUAAGGGAAUAAAGCGAGGGAACCGGGAUUCUGAGAAGAAAGUGAAAGAGAGAUAGAUAGUGGGGGGAAAUCCUUCUUUUUCAGAGAAACUGUCUCCCUUCUGUCCUAACCUUUGGGACCAUGGGACCUACUGAAAGACAAAGAGAGAGGUGAAAAGACUGAUGAAUGAAUGAAUGAAUAAACAAAUGAAUGGUGAGGAAAGGACAAACCAGAAACAGAGGGGGGGAAAAGAUGGGUGCUCCCCGUUGCCUCUCUGCUUGCCCUCUGCUUGCCACAAGAGACGAACCUCAGUGCGGAUUAUACGUGUACAUUUAUCUAUAUAUAUCUCUAUAUAUAUAUAGAGAUAUAUAUAUCUCUAAAUAUAUAUAUCUCAAAUAUAACAAAGUUUAAACUAAAACACAACCAGGACAGUGGAGGACUUUACAAAGUGAAAUUAAAGAAGCACAACGUUUAUACAACCUCUGCCGUUCCUUUGGGUUUUAUUCUACUUAUUAUGUGAUGUUGCAAUUUGUCAUACCUACUCAGUGUUUUUGAUAUUUCAUUUUGUUUUGUUUUUCGUUCAUGUCGUUAUAAGGGACAAGGGCAAUGGGUAAUGAAGUAUUAUAUUAAUAUUUAUGAGAGGAAGACGAAAGGAUUUGUGAUGCAGAACCCAAAUUGAGUGAAAAGCAAGGAUGAGCCAAGCCACUGGGAUAGAAACCUCAACUUUUCCUUGCACAAACAAUUCAGUACUGAACACACACAUCCACCUAGACACGCUCACUUUUCCUUUCUGACAUCACAGUCCGGCCCUCAGCUCAGCCUAUGCCUCAAAUACUCCCAUCAGCGAGUGACACAGAAGGAAGAUCGAGAAUGGUAGAUCUACUUUUCGAAUUCCAGCUACCUUGUCGUAAUUGUCAUUCCGUCACUGGACAUCAUGACUCAUCGUGUUAUCAGCUACAAAUGAAAAGCUGGACAUCUCUAAUGAGGAAGAGAAGUGGUGUGGUAUGGGAGUCAGAAAAAUGUCCUGGCGUUCAGUUGAAUGUUUGAUCAGAGAGCACUUCUUCCUCAGCAGGUUACUGAAUGUAUGAUUUUUUUCCCCAAACACUUUAAUAAGUGAAAGGAGAAGAGUAUCAUUAUCUGGCCGGUGUGCAGUGUGGGUUGCAUAUCGGAUUCUCUGUCAUUGUUUCAUUAUCAUUGAAUGUCGUUCGUGUAAUUCAUUUUCAUAGUUACAUAGAUAUGAUUGUUAAAGUCAAACAAUACUCAAAUGUAUAGAUCUAUAUACAGUACAUUUAAGAUAGCAGUACAGCAGUUUAGGUACUUUUCCUCAAUUCCUAUCAUAUCGAUUUAUGAUUCCCAGUGUAUUCGCCAUUCAUGCAGUUCCCAAAAUUUCAGUUGUGGCCAUGGAAAUCAUUCGUGGGAUUGUGUGCUGGCAUUUUGUUGCAUCAUGCUUCAAUUUCUAUAAAAACGAAAACAAAAUCACAUUCACAAACAGUUAACACUGCUCCAGUGACUGAUAUGCUUGUGUAUGCUGAUCAUUACAUGAUGUUGAAAACAACUCAUGUACUUUUUACUUUCUCAUGUUGGGUUGAGUUAAUCAUUGCACUUGUUUGUUUGUUUGCUUAGUUUUUUUUCUUCAUUGUGCUUGGGAUAACAUUUUAUUAGUAAUUAUUCAGCCAUUAAUUAUACAUGACAUACAGAAAUGAUGUGCCUAUUUGACUUGCCCAGGCUGGUUUGGCAGGUAAUUUCCACAUUGAUGAAUCCGACACUGAUACAAACUGUUCUAGAAGAGAGUCCGAGUAACAUGCUUUCCUGUAAAUGUAUCUUUCUGCAAAUUAUAUACAGAGGUCUAAAAGGCUAAGCGUGACAUAUUUUCAACUUUUUAAAUAAUCUCUUCAUAAUGCUCCUGUCAUUUUACCAAAAACACAGCAUAGCAGAUAGUAUUGGUUUAAAGGCUUUCAUUUCCAUGUCUCCAAUUUCAACUGCUUACUGUAUAGCUGAGGGAAUUGGCUAAGUGUGGUAUAUGUAUAAGAGCUUAAGUUCAUAAGAUCAUAACAUUAUCCAGCACUAUAGAAGCACACUGUAGGUCAGUACUUAACCUAUAUUAAACACAUUUAGAAAUAUAAUUUAGCGUUGAUGUGCAAUGAAUGUCAUCAUGCUAACUGUCGAAUAAUUUCUUAAAUUGCCUGAUUUAUCAAUGAGACAAAACCACUGGUAUCGUUGCAUUUGGACACGUGACAGCUGCAAAAUAGGAGAGACAAUAUUGAGGAAAUUUUAAGAUUUGUUUCCUUUUAACGUUUGUUUUUAUUUCCAAAACUGGUGUACAGGCUGUGGUUCUGUUUUGGCUUUUGUGACAAUUUGAAACUAAAGUUUAAGGGGAAGACACUGUUUUAUUGCACCCACCUGAGAAUCAGACUAUCAUAGCAUAACAUACAUAUGUGCGAUUAAUCCAACCCGUUGCUCAGCUUUUCUAUUAUCAGUAUCCAUUAGUUGACUGAUAAAGCAACAGCCCUUACUUGUUGCCGAUGAGUAUUAAAAUAUGUGACAGUAUGUCCAUCUGAUUCUGUAUGAUAGAGCAACAUGUUUCAAUACAACAUGACUGAUUCUUCUAAACACCACAGUCAAAUUUGAAUCAUCAUUAUCAGUCCUUGACUCCCAUUUAAGAUGACCAACGGGGAAGCAAAAUGGAAAGCAACUGUAAUUUAUUUUUAUACAUUUUAAUUACAGUACAUGCUAAAAUCAAAAUUACAUUGUAUUCAUGGCUUCAUUAUUGCCAUUCCACAAUAUUUAACUGAGUUUAACCACAUCUGUAGCAAAAUUUAAUUUGGUCAUGUCGUGUCCAGAGCAGACACAAAGUGAGGUUUGCGUAUAUUUUCCAAAAUAAAAUCACAUUCUGAAAGCUUCACUUAUGAUUCAAGUGAUAUUCAUUUUUUCACUCAAAAAUCAAAGAACCAUGUGCUUAAUUUGUUUCUAAGUAACAUCUGUUAAUAACAUUUAAAUUCAAAUAAGCAAGAAUGAAAAUAAGCUGUCCUAGCAAAUCAUAUUUAACAUGCUGAUCAUAAUUCAGUGCUGUAAUUAUGCACAGCAAGAAAAAGAAACCUGCCAGUUAGGAACCAGAAAUGUUAAGAGAAGGUUAACCUUGAUAUUUGGAACUGGAGAACUAGAACCAAGUCGAUAUCUGCCCUGUUCUCUGGUGAUUAACCAGCAAACAUUAUGGCCUAAGGCGCCUCCAGAUUUAAUGGAAGUGACUUCAAAUCCAAUUUUAAAUAAUUUUGAUGAAGA
Messenger RNA from Scophthalmus maximus (turbot), 7251 nucleotides. RefSeq names its product MAM domain-containing glycosylphosphatidylinositol anchor protein 1. The record is from RefSeq and is a predicted model, not a curated record. The coding region runs from base 605 to 3484 and encodes 959 amino acids. Lineage: Eukaryota; Metazoa; Chordata; Actinopteri; Pleuronectiformes; Scophthalmidae. The transcript is spliced from 18 exons. Gene Ontology annotation, cellular component: plasma membrane. Gene Ontology annotation, biological process: homophilic cell-cell adhesion. Gene Ontology annotation, molecular function: protein binding.